This is a messenger RNA of Vigna unguiculata (cowpea), 3996 nucleotides long. Its product is annotated as myosin-binding protein 3-like. The record is from RefSeq and is a predicted model, not a curated record. Gene Ontology annotation, molecular function: myosin binding. NCBI's taxonomy places the organism in Eukaryota, Viridiplantae, Streptophyta, Magnoliopsida, Fabales, Fabaceae.
UGCGAAGAUCCACUUUAACGGUGCAUAUUACUGAUACAGUGUGACAGAAUCAAACCACUACUUGCACGUUUAUCAGACUCUGCUUCUCUUGACAAUUACUCAUUCCUUGUUCUUCUCCAAACCAGAGAAACAUACACUUUUUUUUUUAUCUCAAUCUUUUUUCGCUUCUAUUUUCUACUUUUCAUUCCCAAUAUCUGAAUCUCUCAGUGUCACACACCACACAAGUCACAAAGGUUGGAAGAAAAUCUAUGGCUACUACCAGUAAGUUUGCAACCAUGCUGCAUAGAAACACCAACAAGAUGGUGGUGAUUCUAGUUUAUGCAGUGCUUGAAUGGGUCUUGAUUGCACUCCUUCUUCUAAACUCUUUGUUCAGUUAUCUCAUCACAAAGUUUGCCAAAUGGGUUGGCCUUCAACCACCGUGUGUUUGGUGUUCAAGGGUUGAUCACGUGCUGCAGCAAGAAAAUGGCGCCCACGUGCGCAAGGAUCUCGUGUGUGAGGCUCAUGCAGCUGAGAUUUCCAAGCUUGGUUACUGCUCAAAUCAUCAAAGACUAGCGGAAACGAACAGCAUGUGUGAGGAUUGUUUGGCCUCUCGGCCAAACUAUCAUGAAAAUUCCUUUCGAAUGAGGCACAGAAUCGCUUUCAUUUCGUGGGUGAGUAGUGGUCAAGGCAAACAUGAAAGUGGAGAAAGCUUGAUAAGAAGGUGUUCUUGCUGCAAUGAGAGCUUGAGCAGCGAGCUUUACCCUCCUUAUUUGCUGUUGAAGCCUUCAUGGGGCGAUGAGAAAUACACGAGCAAAGGGUCCCUGAUUGUGGAAGAGGCAAUAGAUGAUGAAAAAAGUGAUAAAGACCUCGACUUUGAGAGAAACAACGAGGUGGGUCAUGAUGAUGAAGGGGUGGCAGAUGAACAUCAGAUACUUUCUGAUAUCGAGAGUUUUAUCCUCAGAGAGGUUGCUGAGGAUCGUUCGAGUUCUGUUUCAAACUUGCACUCGGAUGAAAAGGAUGCGGAAAAAGAUGAGAAGGAAGAUGAUCUCACCAUCACUGAGCUGGAUCCAAGUGGUGAUGACAAUUUUGCUUCUCAAUUCUCUUCCACUGUGCAGGGUUCAGUCUGGGAAGAUACAUCACUUGAACUCAUCAAUCUGCAUUUUGAGAAUUAUAUGGCUUGUGAUAGCCACCGCUUGGUGCCUGUCAAGUUAAUAGACUCUGUUACCUCUUUGAAUUUUGAAACAUGCAAACUGAAGGAGGAUUUGGGGGAGAGGGAACAAAAGACUCAGACUCAGACCUUUGUUGAUGAUUCACCAGUUGAAGCACAAUCAAGUAUCUUAGAAAGGGAAGGAUUACUCACAUUGGAUGAGAUUAAUGCAGAGGAAAAAAGUGUGAGAGAAGUUGAAAGCUUGGAAAAUUCUGUAACUUGGGAAUUUGAAGGGUUGAAAUUGAAACCAAAUUCAGAGAUUACCACUACAGAAGCUCAGACUUCGCUGAAUAAUGACAACAGUGUUGCAGCAGCUACUGAAGAACUAGAUGAUACACAAGUCGAUCUGCCUCGAUCUCAAGAACCAGUCUGCUCUAGUGACUGCACACAAGAAGAUGAAUCCUCGUCAAGUGAAGAUGAUGGUGAAAUUCAAAAUGCCUUUGAUGAAUUCAUUUCUCAGAAUCAUCUUAGUGAGGCUCAAAGUUUAUCUAAUGAUGACAACAGUGUGGAAGCAUCUAUGCAAGGACCAGAAAGUCCACCAGGAGUUAAGUUGCCUCCGUCUCAAGAACCAGCCUGCUCUGUUCAAUGCAUAUCAGAAGACGAAUCUUCUUCAUCAAGUGAUGAUGAUAUUGAAGUUCAAAAUGCCUUUGAUGCAUUUAUUGCUCAGAAUCAUCUAAUUCAGCCUCAAAGUUUAUCCAAUGACUAUAAAAGCAUAGAAGCAGAUAUGGAAGAACAAGAAAAUACACGAGCUAAUCAUCCUCCGUCUGAAGAACCAGCUAGCUCAUCUCAAUGCAUACCAGAAGAAGAUCAAUCUACCACACGUGAGGAUAACCCUGAAGCUCCAAAUGCCUUCGAUGAAUUCAUUACACAGAAUAAUCCCUGUCCAGAUAAAACAGGUGCAAAUGAUAACGAGAAUACUAAGAUGAAUGAGAAAACAACAGCAGUUGAGAAAAAUCAUGAAGAAACAAACAAUGAAUCUUCCAAGUGCUCAGAGCAAUAUGAAGUAGAAGAAGAUAAACUUCCCGAGACUCCUAGAUCUGUAGAUGGCCUUCAGUACCUGCUUAAAAGAGAACCAGUACCAGAUGAUUCUAUGGAUGGUAUUGUUGCAAGUGAGGUAGAAUGUGGCGAUCCAGCAUCAACAAUUGAUCGGCUAAAAACGGUUAUAAAAGCUGAAAGAAGGGCCCUAACAGCUGUAUAUCAAGAACUAGAAGAAGAGAGAAGUGCAUCAGCAAUAGCAGCAAACCAGACAAUGGCAAUGAUUACAAGGCUGCAGGAAGAAAAAGCAGCAAUGCAGAUGGAAGCAUUGCAAUACCAGAGAAUGAUGGAAGAACAAUCAGAGUAUGAUCAGGAAGCUUUACAGCUUUUGAAUGAGUUGAUGAUGAAAAGGGAGAAAGAGAAGCAAGAACUUGAGAGGGAGUUGGAAGAGUACAGGCAGAAGGUAGUGGAAUAUGAAGCAAAAGAGAAACUGAGAGUGCUGAGAAGAAUGAAAGAUGGAAGUGUAAGAAGUAGAGACUCCUCUUCUUCUUGCAGCAACAUGAACUACAGUGAUGAUGUAUCCAUUGAUCUUAAUCGCGAGGUUCGCGACGAAGAUAAUAAUGUUUUAUUAAGCAGCCACAAUAAUGCAUCUGAAGAAACAGUUUCUAAUUUGGAGGAGAUGGCACUAGACUGUGUAAAGCAUGUGAGUAAUCUUGAUGAGACAUUAGCAGAAUUUGAGGAAGAAAGAGCUUCCAUUCUAGAACAGCUGAAAGCAUUAGAGGAAAAAAUUAUUUCGUUGGGAGAUAACGAGGAACUCCUUGAUGAUAUCAAAUUGAUUGAGCAUUCAUCAAUAUUGCAUGGUGGUGACAGAGACUUGAGUGAGAAUGGAUAUUUGAAUGGGUUUUCAGAUGAUAAACACUCUCCAAUAGGUUCCUUGGCGAAGAAGCUACUGCCAUAUUUAGAUGCAGCUGAAAAUGAGACUGAGGAAGAAGCUUACACAGUUGAGAGAGAAAUGGAGUCUGAAUCCUCUGAUUUGCGAAACUCAGUUACUGUGCUUGAAAUGGAUAGCAUGAAGACGUCGAUUGAAGAGGAGGUUGAUCGCGUUUAUGAGAGGCUACAAGCUCUUGAAACAGAUAAGGAGUUUCUGCAACACUGCAUGGGUUCCAUACAAAAUGGUGGAGAGAAAGGAGUGGAUUUGCUUCAAGAAAUCUUACAGCAUCUUCGUGAUCUUAAGGAUGUGGAACUCCGCCUCAAGACCUUGGGAAAUGAUCCACUAUAGUUGUUAUUGCAAUCACCAACCAAAACAUGCAGCCAUAAGAUGUUGUUGCUUCAUGAUGAAUGUCCAGGUUUAGGGUUUGUGAGAAGCCAUUGCUCACUCUGCACUGUGUAGACCUACCUUAACCAAAUUUUGUUGGAAAAAGUCAGAAAAUUUCUCCAAUGGAGGGAGGAAUUUCUGGUAUGAAAUGAUGGUUUGUUAAUUUGGUAAGAAGAGAGUUGAAGUCUGUUCAUACAUAAGGUGUCAGCUUGAUGGGCUAUCUGCAAAAAGUUGUGUGGCCCAAAAUUUUGCAGGACUAAGGAGAACAUCAUUUGGUCUCCUCAACUUGGUCCUAUUUCUCAAUACAUCACAUCUGCAUAUUUUGUUUUUCUUUCAUUUCCUUACCCUAUUUUAGGUUUAUUAGGUGGGAGAAGGAAAGUAGUGAUGUUGUAGGUGAAGAAUGGGGUGUUCAAAGUUUGGGUUUGUAAACUUCAAAGCAAAAUCAUGUAUCCAGCAUGAUGUAUAAUCUGUAUCUAUUUCUUAUGUUGUUUAUGGUUUAUUUAUUUAUUUUUUUGGUGUA